GUUCCGCCGCGUUUCCACCCGGUCUUCUAUUAGAGGGACACAGUCAAGAUGGCAGCCGAGGAGCUGAAUGUCAACACACCUGCUGGGAAUGACGGUGUGGACGAGGCUAAAUUACAAAUGUUAAAAGGUGGUGCGUUUCUGACCACUGUGGCUGCUGCAGGAAUGAUCGCUGGGUUUGGCUCGACCCUUGCUUUGGCUAAGAAAAGGAGCCCUGAGUGGUUUAAUAAGGGUGUCGUGGGCACGGCGGCGGUGCCUGAGAGCGGAGCGUCGCUGGCCCUGCGUGCACUCGGACGAGGUUCUCUGUACGCCUGGUGUGGAGUCGGCCUUCUGACCUUCACGGUGUGGAAAGCUCUGGGUGUCCACAGUUUGGUGGAAUUUCGACAGAAAAUGCAAUCCAUCUUUCCUGCCGUUCCGAAAAACAAAGACGUUCAGACAAACGCAGCACCUUUCGACUGGGACUCGCUAUUUAAAUCCAAAUGAGCACUGACGUGCCGGGGAAGAGAGCUUUACGUGUCCGCUCACCGGAUAGACAACCUGCGAUGUGACUGCCAGGUCAGAUGAGAAUCAAGUUUCCCUACUCUUCUUACCCCAAGACUUUUUAGGGAUCUGUGAUGUUGAAGAAUCAGUCUGGAGAAAAGACUCUCUUUCUGGCUUCAGUACAACGUGUGUGUCUGUGUAUGAACAAACAGCAACUAGCUUUUUCAAGAAACAAAAUGUCCGGACAUCUCACAACGAAGCUCCCGGUUCAAAGGACAUUUUGCUAAACUGCCUUUCUGAGUUUUACCAUUUGAUGGAAGAGCUUUUGUGUGUCAAACACAACCAUUUAAAUUGGUUCAGGGAGUUUGGAACAGAUAUGAUUAACAAAAAACAAAACAAGAAAAUGAUUAGUGUGUGCGCGCAGUGUGUACGGAGAUUAUUAUUAUUUUUUUAAUGCUGCUGGAUUUAUCUCCAGGGAAUAUAGUGUAAAACCGGUGGGCCAGUCUGGAUGCGGAAAAGGCAAAAUACACAGUAUGGCCAAAAGUAUGUGGACACCUGACCAGUUGAACAUCCCAUUCCAUAUUCAUUUCCCUUUUGCUGUUAUAAUAAGCUCCGCUCUUCCGGGAAGGCUUUCCACUAGAUUUUGGAGCGUGACUGGGGAUUUGUGUUCCUUCAGCCAUACGAGCAUUAGUGAGGUAUGGGGUGCAGUCUGCGUUCCAGUUCAUCCCAAAGGUGGUCAGGGUUCUGUGCAGGACUCUCGAGUUCUUCCGCUCCAACUGUGGCAAACCACGUCGUCAUGGAGCUCGCUUUGUAAACAGUGGUACUGUCAUGCUGGAACAGUUUUGGAUCUCUUAGUUCCAGUGAAGGGAAACUGUAAAUGUUACAGCAUACAACAUAAUUGUGUGCUUCCAACUUUGUAAAUGGUACAUGGUAUGCACUUCUUCUUAACCUUAAUGGUUCUUACAAAGCACUUGGGCAGCGUCUUGCCCAAGGACACUUCGGCAGGUGGGCUGGGGAUCGAACCACCAACAGCAGCGAUUAGUGGAUAACCCGCUCCAAUUUUGUGGCAGCAGUGCGGGAAGAACCACAUGUGUGUGACGGCCAGGUGUCCACAAACCUUUGGACAGAAUGUAUGUAGUCUGUGUUGCUGGUUUAAAAAACCCCAAAAACAAACAAACAAAAAAAUAGUAACUUGAAGCACCAGUGUGAACCAAAACACAAUUACAUCAAAUUUGUCUUUAUAGCAUUGAACAGACCACUGAUGGUCAGGUAACGUGGCGGUUGCUCAGCCAGACCAAUUUUAAUAACUGGUCCUGCAUAAGUUCUAGUCUCUGGUGUAAAAUAUUAAGACGUUUGUAUCAAACCAAACCUGAGUGUUAUGUUAAAUAUACAUCAAAUAAAGUUCAAAUAGAAAUC
Messenger RNA from Ictalurus punctatus (channel catfish), 1893 nucleotides. It is a transcript of the gene tmem242, whose product is annotated as transmembrane protein 242. Bases 49 to 480 code for a protein of 143 amino acids. The transcript is spliced from 4 exons. The record is from RefSeq and is a predicted model, not a curated record. Lineage: Eukaryota; Metazoa; Chordata; Actinopteri; Siluriformes; Ictaluridae.